Messenger RNA from Chilo suppressalis (striped riceborer), 1137 nucleotides. The record is from the annotation of a GenBank genome assembly. NCBI's taxonomy places the organism in Eukaryota, Metazoa, Arthropoda, Insecta, Lepidoptera, Crambidae.
UGAUUGAAAAAUUACCUAAUUUUUAACUACCUAGUUAGACCUUAUUUAAUUUUAUGAAUUGCUUAUGUAAUGGGAAGAAGAAUUUAAUUCUUAAGAAAAUACUUUGUCUUUGUUCAAAGGACAUUUCAAAUGGAAGUAAACCAAGGACAGAUAUUAAACCACAAAAAAGAUAGAUUAAACUAUACAUAAUUAGAUACUUGAACUGGCUAAAGCUAAAGGUUCCAGAUUCCACCAAACCACUAUAAAACCUUACAGCUACCUGAAACUUCAGAAGAUGAGACGGUUAGGAUCGUCCCAGCCCUGUGGAACAAACAAAUUUUCGCAAAUAAAUUCACGAACAGUUAGUAUUUGAUUUGUGCUCGAAUACCGGCCUUCGCCGAGUUAAAAGUGUGACGAGUCUUUGUUUCGGAAAAGAAAAUGUCCCAAGCUGCCGAGGACUGGUCGUAUACAAUACAACCAGUAACUAAAGAUGAUGUGGAACAAAUCAUAGUACUUCUCAAAAAAACGUUUUACGUGGACGAGCCUUUGAACGAAGCUGUAGAGCUAUGGAAUGAGAACCAACCCUGUGAAGAGCUGGACGAAUACUGCGUCAGCUCGCUGCUCAAGGGAUAUUCCUUCAAAGCAGUAGACAAACAGGGCAAUAUUGUUGGAGCUUUGAUCUCCGGUGUUGGCAAUAUAAGCGAGGAUACAGUAGAAGCGGCGUUAAAAGAAGCAGAACAAUGCAAAAACCCGAAGUUCCAAAGGAUCCUCUACAUAUUGGCGAAAAGGGAAGAAGGUGCCAAACUAUGGGAGAAGUUUCCCCAAGAGAAGGAGCUGGUGGAAGUCAAAGUGGCCGCCACCGACCCCAAGUGGAGGAGGCGCGGGAUUAUGAACAAACUAGUGGCAGAGACCGAAAAACUACUAAGAGAGCGAAAAAUACGCGUCCUACGUUUGGACACAUCGAGCGCGUACUCCGCCAUGUCCGCUGAGCGAAUGGGCUUCACCUGUGUGUACAGGGCUCGUUACAGAGACCUCAAGAAGGACGACCAACCUCUAGUACUGCCCAAAGAGCCACAUGUUGAAGACUGUGUUUAUAUCAAGGAGCUUUUCGAUUAAUAGCAGCGUUGCAAUCACAUGAGUAAAGGCACAGAGGCAAAA